Molecule: messenger RNA, 5932 nt
Organism: Vespa velutina
Lineage: Eukaryota; Metazoa; Arthropoda; Insecta; Hymenoptera; Vespidae
Product: serine/threonine-protein phosphatase 4 regulatory subunit 4-like
Exons: 17
Coding region: 1901-5506 (1201 amino acids)
Cellular component (GO): cytosol; protein serine/threonine phosphatase complex
Molecular function (GO): protein phosphatase regulator activity; protein binding
Source: RefSeq, a predicted model, not a curated record
AUUAAAUAAUAAAAUCGUAUAUCCCUUCGCCUAUUUUUAUUUUCAAUUGUACGUUUAUUACGUUCAUUUAUUUUCCUCGAUGAAUUUUAUUAGUCUGUAAUAUUUACAUCUAUAAUUUUAUAUACAUCCUAUGUAUCUUACUCUUCACCGUGACUGAAGCUAGUCCAAAUCGGGAAACACACGGUAAAAGAGGAUAUGGUAGAUGUAAAUUAUCCAGUUACGUUAUAUUGGAUAGAUAGAUUACGCUCUCACUUUUUUUUUCACAAAAGGAAUACGAUUAUAUCAAAAUUUCACAUUUGUGAUAAAGAAGUCGAAAACGUUAAUAUUCCUAGACGAAUUUUGACUUUUUGCUUUUUAUUAUUAUUAUUAUUAUUAUUAUUAUUAUUAUUAUUAUUAUUAUUAUUAUUAUUAUUAUUAUUAUUAUUAUUAUUAUUAUUAAUUAUUAAUAUUAUUACUAUUAUUACCGAUUCAGGGUGCUUCCACAACCGUAAAAUUAAAUAGACUAAUUGGACAUUUACAGGCGUGAUUACAUAUAGACACAUCGGAUAAAUACAGAUUAUAUUUAGACAAGACUCGCGUCGAAAUAAUAUUUGUAAUAUUUUCUUUAUAUAUAUAUAUAUAUAUAUAUAUAUAUAUAUAUAUAUAUAUAUAUAUAUAUAUAUGUAUAUAUAUAUAUGUAUAUAUAUAUAUAUAUAUAUACAUACAUAAUGUAAUAAAAGAUAUGUUCUGUAAGUAUGUCAUUGACAAGAAUAAAGUGAUGUCUUCCCAUGUACAGAUCGUCAAUCUUUAUAAGAAACUUUAUGAUACAUCCGACAGAUUGUAACUCUGUAAUUAUUAUUUUAUCACGUAAUCGUAUUGCGAAACUUCUAGUUUUCUUUCGUGAUAUACAAUUCUUUUGUAACAUUAUCGUGACCAAACGCACAAUUCUUAUAUAUAUAUAAUUCUAUAUAUAUAUAUAUAUAUUUUAUAUUAAAAAUGCAAUAUAUCAUUCGUACAUCUAUUGUUCCGACUCAGGUGUAACGGUUUCUCUCUCUCUUUCUUUCUCUCUCUCUCUCUCUCUCUCUUUCUCUUUCUCUCUCUCUUUCUCACUCUUUCUCACUCACUCACUCACUCACUCACUCAUUCAUUCAUUGUUUCUUUCAUGAAUACUAUCACAAUUUAAUUUUAAUAAUAAAUGCGUUUCAAACGUAUUAUAACUCGUAAAAAAGGAAGACCGUGACCAUACUUCUUGUAUAAUAGUCAUAACAUUGAUAAGUUUUGUUAAUUGUAAUUAUUUUAUAAAGUGUAGAUUAUAUAGAUACGUAGAAUGCUUUAUUUUUGAAUAAUAGUGUGCGAUAAUCUUAGCUAUAUAAAAUGUUAAAAUCUCGUCAGAAUAUUAUGUUCAGCAAUUCUUUACUCUUUUUGUAUAUAUUCAUGUAAACAAUAGAACUCUUUUAUAAUUACUAAAUUUUUAAAUAUGUCUGAUAUCCUCGUAACGAUAUGUAUACUUAUCUAAAUUAUAUACAUCAAUUUAUAAAAGUAAAAAUAUAUUUCGUAUUUUAUAAUAUUAGCGUAAAAAUUAAUUACGUCCCGUUCAGAUCAAUUAUUGAUCUUUUAUUAUUGAAGAAAUAUUCCAUUGGUAAAGGAAAAAAAAAAACGUGUAAAGAGUCAGAUAUAUAAACAUCAUCGUACAUAUAUAUAUAUAUAUAUAUAUAUAUAUAUAUAUAUAUAUAUAUAUGUAGACGUAAAAUGUUUAAUUUUUUACUUUGAGUAUCUCUGAAUAUAGCUUAAAUUGACUUUGUUUUACUUAUCACUUAUCAUCGCUUUCUGUAUGUACGUAUGUAUGUUAAAAUGGUUGGUUAUUUGAAUGAGCAAAUUAAAUAAAUGGAAUGUUAAUGUCUUUACGUAGUAAUAAGUGAAUAUGGAUCUAGAAGAAUUCGCGAGCCUUCAACUGGAUAAGCCCUUGCCUGAUACACGGGACGAAGAGCAAUUGAAAAAACAUUCUCUAGACAUUAAAUUAGAAGAGAAGCCUAUAGAAAGGGCACUUCAUCUUCUUACGAAAGGAGAAGAAAUCCAAAAACUUAGCGUUAUACAAAAUUUACCAAAUCUUUUAGCUACAGACGCGCAGUCAUGUAUGUCAAGGGUAGUUCCCAAAAUGCAGCAAAUUCUUCCUACUGCUUCUACAGAGUGUCAUAUUGCUGCUUCAUCAACAUUCAAAACUAUAUUAGAACGAAAGCUUAUCAGCCAUAGUAUCUUUAGUCAAACAUUCCUACCAAGUAUAUUAAACUCACUUGAAAGUCAUGAUCCAGUGAUAUGUCAUGCAUGGCUGGAGACCUUAUUGGAUGUGAUAGAGUUAAUGCCAAUAGAAGUCAUAAAAACACAGAUUCUUCCAAUGGCCAUAAGUAAAGGACAACUGUCACAACCAGUUUACUCUAGGAUGAUGUGUAGCAGACUAUUAGGAAAAAUUUGUGCAAGAUUUAAUUCCGAUAUGAUACAUAAAGAAGUUCUACCAACAGUACAGUCCCUUUGUCAAGAUGUGAAUAGUGAAGUACGAGCUAGUAUUUGUUUACAACUACGUUUUGUUGCUGAGGGUCUUGGUACUGAGUCUUUAAAACCUUUUUUGCUACCAUCUCUUGUAGAAUUAGCAAGGGAUGAGGAAAGCAAUGUACGGUACGCAUCUGUACAGACAAUAGUAUACCUGCUACCUCAUUUUCAAGAUGAUACAAUAAAAACCAUCAUAGGUCCACUUAUCAAAAAAUUAUGUGAAAGUGCUACUAAAUUAGAAGAUAACGUGAUAUGUAUAAUUGCUCAGGAAUUUGGAAAGCUUGUUCUUGGUUUAGAAAAAUAUCUAUCACCUGCAGAAAAGUCAUGGUUCUUGAAGUAUUUUCAACAACUUGCACAAAUGGGUAUUCCAUCUAUGAGGAAACAAAUUAAACCAGAACUUCCUCUACUUGAUAGUAAUUCUAUUGAUUAUGAAAGAUGCUUGGAAUGUCGACGAUGUUGCGCAUUUAAUCUACCUGCUAUGUUCAUCUUUACAUCAGCUUCUUUAGAAGACGUAGAUUCUUUACUUUCUACUUUUAGUGCUUUAACCAAUGAUUCUUAUUAUAUAAUUAGAAGAACAGUUGCAAGUGGAAUCCACGAAGUUGCGAAAAUAUUAGGAAUGAAAAGUGGCAGAAUCAAAGCUGAUUUCGUAAAAUUGCUAAAGGAUGAUCCUGAGGAAGUAUUACAAAAAUUAGUUCCGAACAUAUCAUCAACACUUGAAUCUUUAGUAGAAAGUCAAAUUAUUGGAACAGAUAAAAUGGAUUCUACUUUAAUGGAAAUAGGCAGAGCUUUGUUGAAAUGUGAAGCAGAAAUUGCAUCCACAAAUAACUGGAGACUGGCUUCUACUAUGCAUGCACAACUUGAAAUAUUGCCCAAAUGUUUUCCCAGUGACUUUAUAUUUUCUUAUUUUGUACCAGUGAGUUCAUCUAGAAUCUUACAUGCAAGGCCAUUACCAGUGCGUCUUGCCGCCGGAAGAUCGCUUCUUGUCUUUCUACGGUACAAUACUAAGCUUAUGCAAAGAACAGAACUUAGAAACAGAAUCAAUGUUGAACUAGCUAAUAAUCCCGAUUGUUAUGUGAGAAUGAUGUUCGUCCGUAUGAUGGUAGAAGCAUUGGCUAUGUAUUCUUCUACCUAUUUUAAAGAGCACUUUUUUACUAUAUUAUUAAAUCUUACUGAGGAUUCUGUAGCUAACAUCAGAUUAAAAGUAGUGUCUUUAUUACCCAUUUUAAAAAGUCAACUUUGGAUACCUGCAGAUAAAAAAUUAUUGACAGCAUUGGAAGCAACAGUCAGACAUUUACUGACCAAUGAAAAGGAUAAAGAUGUAAUAGCUACGUUAACGAGUGUCGUUCAGAAGUUAGAACAAACGGAUGUCAGAUAUGAAAGGCAGAGUGUUGCAAAUAAAAUAACUAAGCAAGAUUUAGAGGAUGCUAAAAAAUUAGAUGAAGAAAAGAAACUAUUGAGUUUAAGCAUUGGAAAGUCUCCUACUUCUGCUGGAACAACUUCGAAAAAAACUAUCAGUCCUCCUGUACGAGGACGAGUAAUAGAAGGAACAACAAAAACUUUACCACACCCUCGAACGAAAGUAGAGCAGUCUCCGCAAUCAGUUAAAGUACAUAGUGUAACUAAAUCACCACCUGUGAAACAUAUUACAACUCCUCGAACGGAAGCUUUAAAAAACAGUAUUUCUAGCAGCAACUUAACAAGAGAUUGGUCUAACAAAAUCCACCUGAUACAGUAUCUGGAAAGAAUGGGUCAAUCCUCUUCAACCAUUAAUGUAUCCUCUUCAUUUAGAUGGCCACAUAUGUGUGAUCUUGAAUAUAAGGGAUUUACAUCUCAUUCUACAUGUUAUAAUAUAGAUCCACAAUACUUGUAUCCUAGAAGUAAACUAAAACAAGAUAUUCUAAAAAGUAUCCUACCAACAGAUCCUUACUCGCAAAAAGCUUCUACUAACAUUGUUGUCGGUGAUAAAACACCAACCAUUGCAAACUUUCCCAUGAAUUAUAACAACUCUUGUUGGGCUUCUAGUUCUGUGCAUGAGAUACCUGUAACACUGUCAGACAACGAGUUCCUAGUGGAUGCAGGUAUUAGAAUACCAAAACUUUCUUCACCCAAAAAUACACCAAAGUGUCCAGUGGAAAACUUAAAAAUAGCCAUUACAAGAAUGAAAAGAGAGACCGAUGGGGAACAAUCUUGGAGAAGCAGUGCAAGUUAUAAAGGAAUAGAACCUAAAAGACAUUCUUCCAUUGAAUAUGAGGACCAUACCAAAACAAUUGCAAAUAUGACUGAUCAAUUGAAAACUAUACGUUCUAUGGAUUAUGUAGAAGGUUUAAGACAUCGAAAUAUGUUAAAGGAAAAUUCGAAUGAGCAAUCGAUAGUUAAUUCAGAAUCAAAAACUGAAAGAUAUUCAGUAUUCCGUCGUAAAUUAAAAUUUGGAUUUGAUGCGAAUCAAGGAAGAUCUAUAGAUGACAAAGUUAAGAGAAAUUCUUUAAUAUUAGAUAAAGAUAAAACAAAAAUUACCCAACCAAAAUGUACAAUAGAAAGUCUUAAACGACAUUCUAUGAAUUCUAGUUUGAAACACCCAGACUAUUCUAAGGAUUCUAAACAAAAGUUCAAACGACAUAGUUUAGAUAUGACAGAUUAUUUUGGUCGAAACUUAAGACGAUAUUCAACUUUGGAUGUAAAUCAUAAUCAAGGAGUUAGUAAAAUUCCCCUAAGAGGUGUUGUAUCAGGUAGUAGAACAGCACCAACUACUAGGGCUUCCAGUCCUGUUUGUUUAGGAUCUAUAAUCAGGUUUAAUAGUGAAGAGAUCGAAGAUGUCCCAAGUUCUACUACCGAACGGCAUUUAACAAGAAGUUUAAGUAAUGAACAGCUCAAUAAAAUACGUCGUAUACUUGUACUUUCACGUAAUACACUAGUUAAUACAGCUGGAACUCCAAGAAGUAGAGAUAGUAAAUUACCUGUACGUUUACUAAAGAAAAAAAUUUGAAAAAUAUUACGUAAUUGGGGCCCUCAAAUGCAUUUAAUAUAAUGCACAAAAAUUUCUACAUACUGAUCCAAUUUUCACAAAAAUAUUGAAUCAAAAUAACUAUUUAAAUAAGAUAUAAUUCAUACUAAAUUUCAUUUCAAGAAAAGAUAGUUUUAACUAUAAUUUUAUGCAAAUUCCAUAGGCAUCAAUAUUUACUUUAUAAUGAAUGCACACAUCUCUCGCAGUACUAAUUUUUAUAAAUCGUAUAACGAUUUAUUUAAAAAAAGAACAAAAAUCUACAUAUCCAAUAUGUAUUAUUUUUCAUUAUUUCUGAUGAUUAUUGAUGACAAGCAUGCGUAUUCGCAUCUAGAAACAUAGAAUGAAAAGAUUCUAUUUCUGCAAAUAAUAGUAUAUUUCUAAAAUUCAGCAUAAUGCUUUCAUAAGCAA